Messenger RNA from Sardina pilchardus (European sardine), 1999 nucleotides. RefSeq names its product ras-related protein Rab-6B-like. The transcript has 9 exons. Gene Ontology annotation, molecular function: GTPase activity; GTP binding. The coding region runs from base 175 to 846 and encodes 223 amino acids. Gene Ontology annotation, biological process: vesicle-mediated transport. The record is from RefSeq and is a predicted model, not a curated record. Lineage: Eukaryota; Metazoa; Chordata; Actinopteri; Clupeiformes; Clupeidae.
UGCAGAAGAGAGUGAGGUGUCUACGCAUGUGCAGAGACAUCUUUAAUUGCCAGGGCAAUACGGUGCCGCAACAUAGCCACAGACCGGGACACCAGAGGAAAAAUUGAUCUACGCUCCCGGAUUACCGGCGGGCCCGGCACGGAUCGUUGCAAUUAACGUCAGAUCACUGCAGUCAUGUCGGUGGCGAAUGACUUCGGGAACCCGUUGCGGAAAUUCAAACUUGUGUUUUUGGGAGAGCAAAGCGUUGGAAAAACCUCUCUCAUCACAAGAUUCAUGUAUGACAGUUUUGACAACACCUACCAGGCUACCAUUGGGAUCGACUUCCUGUCAAAGACCAUGUACCUGGAGGACAGAACAGUGCGUCUGCAGCUGUGGGACACUGCAGGUCAGGAGCGCUUCCGCAGCCUCAUCCCCAGCUACAUACGAGACUCCACCGUCGCUGUGGUCGUCUAUGACAUCACCAAUGUCACCUCAUUUCAGCUGACCUCUAAAUGGAUUGAAGAAGUGCGGUCAGAGAGAGGAAGUGAUGUCAUCAUCAUGUUAGUGGGCAACAAGACAGAUCUGGAGGAGAAAAGGCAGAUCAGUACUGAGGAGGGCGAGAGAAAGGCACGAGAGCUGAGUGUGAUGUUCAUUGAGACCAGUGCCAAGAAUGGCUGCAACGUCAAACAGUCUAUAGACAAUUCACCUGCUGGACUUAGGAUGAGGGAAAAAUCACUGUUUCGCCGUGUUGCAGCUGCUUUACCAGGCAUGGAAAGUUUGGAUGAACCCAACAAAGAUGGUAUGAUUGACAUCAAACUGGACAAACAGCCUGAAGACUCCACCCCCAAGUCCCGCUGCUCCUGUUAACACUGCGUGAUUGGACAGCCUUAUUUAUGACAUGCUUGUUGUAUUGCUUUCUAUUGGUCAGAGUCAAGCUGGACCCUCUCUGAUUGGAUGUUGGCCUGUUUGCCUGAAUAAGACUGAGGGGAAUGUGUGUGGCGGGGAGGGUGGUCCUUGUGGCUACAGGGGGAGGGGCAAGAACAUUUGGUGCCUGUGGGGAAGGGGUGUGUGGGCGGUCCUUUGGACUAACUGGGCGGGGCUUAAGGGUGGAAAGGGGUGUGGACUAAUGGUAGACAUGAACAGGCAGGGGUUGAUCCUCUGGGCCAUCCACCAUUCCCCCCAACACACACACACACACACACACACACACACACACACACACACACACACACACACACACACACACACACACACACACACACACACACACACACACACACACAUACAUACAUACAUACACACACACACACACACACACACACACACACACACACACACACACAGUCACACAAACAUAUGCAGACACACUCAGAAGGCUGACUAGAGGAAAUCUGCAGAUGGACAAAUCCAGACAGUAUAUGUAGUAUACUACUGGACUCUCUCAUACAUGAACUCACACACACACACACACACACACACACUCUGACAUAAACACAUCAAUGCAAGACUCACAGUCAGGCGACACCUGCAGGCCACUUUAAGUAUGACAGACCAAUUCAUCUUCCCUUGUAUUUAAAUGUAAAAAACAAAACAAAACAAAACAGACUAUGUGUAUCAGAAUUUGUUUGUUGUGAGUUGGGAAGACCCGUUUUAAAUAACCUGCAGCUGGUGUUGCUCUCAAAAAAAGACACGGAACGGAGUGUCUACUGUAGAAUAUAUUAGCACACUGGUGGUAAAACUGUUUUACAUCUGUAACUCUAGCUAAUUGUUAAUUUAACUCUUAAUUCUGAAUGACUGGGAGGAUGGAGCGGCAUCUGAGCCUUUUAUGCUGCCAUCAAACCACAAAUAUACCUGAAACCUGAUUGGCCCAGAGACUGCAUGACAUCCGCCAAUCAAUCACUCACCGAACAUUUCUCUCUGGAUCUCACCCGUGUUUGCCAGGUGAUGUAAGAUGAUAUGAACUCAGUGAAAUUGUCUCCUGUGAUCCAGAACAUUAAAUAAAAGAUUUAUUUGAAAAUGA